Molecule: messenger RNA, 2018 nt
Organism: Gloeophyllum trabeum ATCC 11539
Lineage: Eukaryota; Fungi; Basidiomycota; Agaricomycetes; Gloeophyllales; Gloeophyllaceae
Exons: 2
Coding region: 15-2018 (667 amino acids)
Source: RefSeq, a predicted model, not a curated record
CAAAGUAGACUCAUAUGCCCGGGCGUCCUUAUCCGCCUAUCAAGGCGGGCAAAUUCGAGUGCGACUCUGAAGGUUUCAAAGUCAAGGGUCAUGAAAGGGCCAGCCAGUCGGACAUCGAACAUUAUCUCGGAAUGACCCCUAACUUUACCAAGAAGGGGAACCUGUCUAAGAGGCAGCCGGAUCUCACUCGACCAAGGGCCUGGUGGGAAGCCCAGAUCGCGUUCUACAACCUCAAAACCGGCAAGUCCAUCGCAGCGAUGCAGGACAUUCUCCGCGCCGCCGUCAACGCGGGCACGCUGUCUGUUCCGCAGGCUACCCUGGACCUGGAAACCAGGAUGAAGAGGGAGUACGCGGAACUCAGCGCAAGAGCUGUGGCAGACCAAUACGCGGCUUGCACGACUGAUGAAGAACGCGUCCACGUAGACGCGGAGCGCUUCCUGCGCGAGACCUUCGAUCGCAAGAAAGACCCGCGCGUCGAGCUCUACGUCGUCAAGGGCAGCCAGAGUCUUGAUCGUUUUGGUAUAUAUCAAGCAGCGGAGAGACUGAUGUUACAGACACGGAAGGCUCACACUACACAUACGGACGGGAAAGCGACGUAUUGGGUCGUGGUUGGUCGAGACAACUCGAAGGUGUAUGGAGAAGCUCUGCGCAUCGAAUCUGAAGACCGGCGGCGGGCGAUCGAAGACUUAGAACAGUCGGAGUGGUUCCAAGCCUGGCAGGAAUCGCGAAGGCACGGGCAUGAAAGCUCUGACAUCGAAGCUGACGAAGAAGGAAGCGAGACUAGUCGAAGUCGUCGAGUGCCGAGUGCUCGGCCUGGUGACGACGAAGACAGCAACGAAGGUGGGGACGACGGUUCCUCCCAGCUCUCCGGAAUCCUGGCUGUCGAAUCCUCCUCUCAGGAUUCUGACGAAGAACUCCUCCCGAGGGCUUCAAGGAAACAAUACAGAGCCUGCUUCACCGACGAGCAGCGCGUCACCCUCGACCCGUUCCGCUUCCUGCGCAAGACAUUCUACCCCAAGAAAGGCCACGGCCCCUGGGUGGAGCUCUACGUGGUCAAAGGCGGGCCAAAGCUUGACCGGUACAAUGUGCGAAGGGCGGCCAAGAAGCUCUUAUUGUACACCUUCGAUGCGAAUGGCUAUGAUGCUGAGGGCACUCAUUGUACGAGCUGGGUCGUGAUUGGUAGGGAUGAGCGCCAGGUCCGCGAGCACGGCCUGUGGCUCCACGAGGAAGCCCGGAGGAGGGCGACUCAGCAGAGGGCACAGGAGAACGCUUUGGCAAACAGCUCGAAGAGAAGUGCGAGAGACUCUGAAGAUGAGGGAAGACCGACCAAACGGGGACGCAAGCGAUUAAGUUGGGAUUUGGCAGAUGAGAGCGGCGAAAGUAACAACGAGAGCGAGGAUGGGAGCAGAUCUCAUUCUCAGUCCUCUGGCCUACGUGAAAGCAGCCAAGAAGAAACAGAGCAGGAAGAUGUGGAUGAAGACGAGGAAGACGAAGGUGACCUGGAAUACACUCGCGACCCUGACCUCAAACCCAUCACGAACCGCAAAUUCCCCAACGCGCUCGACGUCUCGGGCACCUGGACCAUCAGCGCCCCCGCGCUCGCCCGCGAGUGGCCUCACACGUCCGGCAACAUGCACUUCAACUUCGCGCUGCAUAAGGCCAAGGGCAAGAAGGGCGGAGACAUUCUCUUCGCCGAGUUCAACCUCGGCAUCCUGGAGGGCAUCAUGGCGUUCGACAAGCCGCCGACCCCGCAGGUGCUCGAGACUACGUUCCUCUGGCGCGGACGGGAGACGGGCGAGGGCCAGAUGCAGAUCGCUGGUGACUACAAUUGCGGGAAAAUCAGCUUUGACAGCGGUAAGACUAAGUUUACCGGUGUCUUCGCGAGCACGUACGGAACCUGGAAUAUCGAAGGCAGGAGGGUGAACAGCAAGGCUUUCUCUGGCUCGACUUUCAAAGCAGAUUAUGAAGGUUACACCGAAGAUGCUUACGAGGAUGAAAGGGUCUCCCGCUGGCACUAA